Molecule: messenger RNA, 784 nt
Organism: Pseudocercospora fijiensis CIRAD86
Lineage: Eukaryota; Fungi; Ascomycota; Dothideomycetes; Mycosphaerellales; Mycosphaerellaceae
Exons: 1
Coding region: 1-726 (241 amino acids)
Molecular function (GO): S-adenosylmethionine-dependent methyltransferase activity; O-methyltransferase activity
Source: RefSeq, a predicted model, not a curated record
AUGUCUCAACCCUACAUCCCACAACCCGAAGAGACGAACGAGAUUUGGACAGCAGUAGAUCACUACGUGAAAGAACAUCUCAUCACAGCCAAAGACUCGCCUUACCACGAAGCUCUAAACUUCGCCCUCGAGAACCAGAAGCAAGAAGGAUUACCAGACAUAGCAGUUUCCACCCUGCAAGGAAAAUUCCUGUCUCUGCAAUGCAUGAUUCUCGACGCGAAAAAUGUCUUGGAAGUCGGGACUCUGGGCGGCUACAGUGCCAUCUGGCUAGCAUCAGCAGGUCCCGAGGUCAAAGUGACGAGCGUGGAAGUCGAGGCCAAGAACAAAGCGACAGCAGAGAAAGCAAUAUCGCACGCGGGUUUGAGCGAGAGAGUUGAAAUUCUUCUCGGACCUGGGAUGGAAAUUCUUCCAAAGAUUCGGAAAGAGGUUGAAGCUGGGACUCGGCCUCUUUUCGACUUUGUGUUUAUUGAUGCUGACAAGCAGAAUAAUGUCAAUUAUCUGAACGAGGCUGUGCAGAUGUGUCGAUCGCGUGCGGUGAUUGUGGUUGAUAAUGUUGUUCGGAGGGGGAAUGUUGCUAGUGAGGAGGUGGCUAGAGUGGAUGAGAGAAUUGCUGGGUCGCGAAAGGUUAUUGAGGCUGCUGGCGCUCAUCCACGGCUUCGGAGUACUGUGGUUCAGACUGUGGGCGAGAAGAAUUAUGAUGGGUUCAUGCUUUGUGUUGUGAAGUAGUCAUUACAGCGGAAAUAUGGAGCGUCGAGUCUUUAGAAUCAGGCUGGCAAAUCUCGGG